UCCGGCGGUGACGGCCUCCACACGCCAAUAUGCCUCUCGCAAAGGAUCUCCUUCAUCCCUCUCCAGAAGAGGAAAAGAGGAAACACAAGAAGAAGCGCCUGGCGCAGAGCCCCAACUCCUACUUCAUGGACGUGAAAUGCCCAGGAUGCUACAGAAUCACCACGGUGUUUAGCCAUGCACAAACAGUAGUUUUGUGUGUUGGUUGCUCUACUGUCCUCUGCCAGCCUACAGGAGGAAAAGCAAGGCUUACAGAAGGAUGUUCCUUCAGAAGAAAGCAGCACUGAAAGUACCCUGCUUGAAUGAAUGGGAAACCAUCCCAAUAAAGGCAUUUUGGAUAUAAAAAAAAAAAAAAAA
Nycticebus coucang (slow loris) is the source of this 354-nucleotide messenger RNA. Its product is annotated as 40S ribosomal protein S27-like. The record is from RefSeq and is a predicted model, not a curated record. Gene Ontology annotation, cellular component: ribosome; cytosolic small ribosomal subunit. NCBI's taxonomy places the organism in Eukaryota, Metazoa, Chordata, Mammalia, Primates, Lorisidae. Bases 30 to 284 code for a protein of 84 amino acids. Gene Ontology annotation, biological process: ribosomal small subunit assembly; translation. The transcript has a single exon. Gene Ontology annotation, molecular function: RNA binding; structural constituent of ribosome.